UCAACCACAUGAGGAUGUUCUCAGUAAUAAAAGAAUCCAAAUCCAUGUGAUGCCAAAUCCAGUAUCUUUCAAAUUUUUGCCAGUGAUUGUUAGGUAUUUCGUCAUGGUUAUUGGUCAGUGCCUUCAACUCUGUUGGGUCCUCUUCUUCAAGAUGAAAUGGCCUUCACAUAUAUUUGUCCAGAACCCACCGGCCAUCCCCACCCUAGCCGUCGCGUGGUUUGCAUGCAAGGUCUAUGGCAGCAAGUUUGUGGUAGAUAUGCACAACUACGGAUAUACCAUACUAGGUAUCAGCCUUGGAAAGACACACCCCCUUGUCAGGUUUUAUGAAAAGUUCGAGCGCUUCUUUAGCCGUCAGGCUGAUGGACAUUUCUGUGUAACAGAUGCAAUGAAGACGGAUCUAGUUGAUAACUGGUAUAUCAAACGUCCAGUAACUCUGUAUGACAGACCAGCAGAAAAGUUUAAAGAAACUCCUCUAGAAGAACAACACGAGUUAUUCACAAAGCUGGCAGAAGAAUAUCCCGAAUUUGCUUCUAAAUCUGGAGAGGAGGGUGGGACAGCCUUUACAUCCAUGGCGUCUGGUGAAGCAAGGAAGGUAGAUGGUAGACCAGCUCUGCUUGUCAGCAGUACCAGCUGGACUGAAGAUGAGGAUUUCUCCAUUCUUUUGAGUGCAUUAGACAAAUUUGAGGCUGCAAAGACUGAAGGCGGUGCCAACACCAAUCUUCCCUCUUUAAUAUGUGCCAUUACCGGUAAGGGUCCCCAAAAGGAAUAUUACAAGGGGCUUAUCAAGGAGAGAAAGUUCAAGCACAUCAAGAUAUGUACACCAUGGUUAGCUGCUGAGGAUUAUCCAAGGUUGCUAGGUUCAGCAGACCUUGGGGUGUGUUUACACUACUCAUCAAGUGGACUGGACCUACCUAUGAAGGUGGUGGAUAUGUUUGGGUGCGGUCUCCCAGUAUGUGCAAUAGACUUUAAAUGCAUUGGUGAACUGGUGAAGCAUGAAGAGAAUGGCUUGAUUUUCAAAGAUGCUGAAGAACUUUCUAAUCAAUUCCAGGAUCUACUUUCUAGUUUUCCAUCCAACCAAGGCAAGCUGAAGGUCUUCCGAGAGAACCUCAAGACAUUCCAGGCGCUACGAUGGGAGGAGAGCUGGAAGCGAACAGUUAGACCAACUCUCUACACCUAAAGAUGAUGUUUGACCAUGCCUUUACAGUGCUGGAAUCGAACAGGUAGACCAACUCUCUACAUUUAAAGAUGAUCUUUGGCCAUGCCAUUCCAGCAUUUAAGGAGCAAGACAGAUUCAUCCAACAUCAGUCGGAUAUUAAUUUUCUGAAUUCAGCAUGUAUGAUGAUAUGAUUGUUUGGUGAGAUCUAGUAAUCUUAAUAGUACUACAUGUAUACACUUGUCUUAAAGCAAAAAUGAACCAUCAGCGAACAGUUAGACCAACUCUCUACAUUUAAAGGCAUGAUCUUUGACCUUACCAUUCCAGCAUUUAAUGAACAAGAAAGAUUCAUCAAAACAUCUGUCGGACAUUGAUCUUCUGAAUUCAACAUGUAUGAUGAUGUGAUUGUUUGGUGAGAUCUAGUACUAUCAUUACCUGUAUAUCCUUGUAUUAAAGCAAACAUGAACCAGCUUCGUUCAUACAUUAGUGCUUUUGGUGCAGUCUGUGCAAUAAUCAACUAUCAUACGGCCCCAAAACUGCUAAUUUUUUAUUCACAGACUCUUUGUAGGAUCCCAAUCAAAUGUACUUCAAAAAAAAUUAGGUAUCGCAAUUUUUUUUCUGAUGUACUUUUUUUUUUUUUUCUUUGUUUUAGACUUUUUUUCUUCUUUUUUUCGAUGGAAAUUGUUGCAGACUUAAUUCUGAUCAUAAACAAUACAAAAUUAAUUAAGUUUAAUCAGUAAAAGUAGAAAUAAUGAUACAUUUAUGAAUUUUGGCUAAAUACACAAUUUGCAUUGGAUUUGUACAUGAAUUCAUGUUUUUGAGCAGUUUUGGGUCUGACAUGCACUUACAUAAUGUUGCGUAAUUUCGUAACCGAGCAUCGCAAAUUUGGUCUCAAAAUUGUGCGAGAUUUGAAAGUAAAAAGUCAGCGAGCGGCGUAGUUGAAAAAUUUUGCGCUGCGGAUUUAUCAUGAAAAAUGUAGAGGGAUUUAUCGUGAAAAAUGUAGAGGGUGGGCAGAAUCCGCCCCCGCCCCCCCCCCCCCCCCCCCCGGGCCUUUUAGGGUUAAAUAAAUAACAAAAUGUUUGCCAAACAAGAGGUAAUCACAAGAGCUAAUACCUAAUCGUGACAUGACCGUAUUGUCAUUUAAUUCAUAGGUCUUUAGCUUUAAUACAUGUUUACUUUAGUUUUAAGCCCUGUGCACACUACACGAUCCUAUACCAUGUGAUUUUUUACAAAUCACAUUUUUCAUUAAAUUUGGAAGUUGAAAGAAGUAAGAUUUUAUUUGAAGUUCCGUAUAGUGCUUGGAAUACUAAAAUUUGCUUUGCUGCAAAGCUUGUUGCAGGAGUAAAGUCCAAAUCGGCUUCAAGUCACAGUCGAUGAUGCCUUCACUAAAAUUUGCAAUUAAAUCUGCUUUUAUUCCUACAGUGGGUCUCGAAAUAGACUGAAUUUAUGAUUUCAGUAUUCAUCAGCUAUUGAGAUCUGUGACUGUUAAUAUUUUAUAGAUUGAAAUGAUAUGUUCUUGUCACGUGCUAUUACAAUUUCUUUGAAAAUUGGGUCGCAACAUAUUGUAUAGUGUGCACCGGACUUUAAAUCAGAAUAUUUAAAAGUUUACAUUCUAGUUUCUGUUAUGAUGUGCCUUUAUUUUUACUCCUUGCUGUAGAGAUUUUUUUUUCUUUAUUUUCCCAAAAUGAAUUUGAUGAUAUGAGAAGAAUAUAACAUGUUUUUCCUUAAUGCUCUUUAUGUUGAAAUAACUUCCAUCGAAGGAAACUUAAACUAUUUUAGUUAUUUAUUAUUUGUUUUAGUUUCUCCAUUUACAAUUAAUGAUUUUAUGCACAAUGUUUGCAAUUAGUAGUUAAUUCCAAUCAAGGUCAUUUGUGUGGAAGUCAAAUGCAGGUUUUCUAUCAAACUAAAUGAAGUGAAUGUCAGUUCAAACUCGUUAAUUCACUCAAAACAUUUUAGUAUCAAAUAUGUGACUGGCAUUCACUUAUCAUGAACCCAUUUUGUUAUGUAUUUUAUAAUAACUUUCAUGUAGCUUUAAGGAGCAGGUCCAAGCUAUUAUUUAUUCGCUGAUAGUUCAGAGUAUCUUUAACUAUUUAUUGUUUCAUUCACAAAUGCUUGCUUUGUAACUUAUAAAGAAUGCUUUCCCGGAGUAUGAAUUGUGCUUAACGCUAUUUGGCAAGGAAUUUUGGUUUCUGUCAGGGGGGGAGAAUUAAACUCUCCUUAUGUUGUUUCAUGAAUUUCCUUACGGGUUUUUUUUUGUAACCUUUUUUGGGGGGAGAGGGGUUUACACCAAAUUUAUUGAAGAAUCUUUUGGAAGCAUAUUUAUUAUUUAAAAAAAAAACGAAUUUCAGCCUGAGAAAGUUAAAAUAUUUGAAUCUACGGUAUAUGAAUAAGGUGAGAAAAUUCCAUUUGCAUUGACUUUAUAUAUAAAAUCACUUUUUGAAACAAUGUUUGGUUUAAUGUACACUUACAAAAUGCUGGCUAAUCUGGGAACCGCAUAUCCGGGCAUCAAAACUUUGAUCUCAAAAGAUGCACAAGAC
This is a messenger RNA of Lytechinus pictus (painted urchin), 3690 nucleotides long. RefSeq names its product chitobiosyldiphosphodolichol beta-mannosyltransferase-like. The transcript is spliced from 9 exons. Bases 50 to 1177 code for a protein of 375 amino acids. The record is from RefSeq and is a predicted model, not a curated record. Gene Ontology annotation, cellular component: endoplasmic reticulum. Gene Ontology annotation, molecular function: mannosyltransferase activity. Lineage: Eukaryota; Metazoa; Echinodermata; Echinoidea; Temnopleuroida; Toxopneustidae.